Vitrella brassicaformis is the source of this 1817-nucleotide messenger RNA. Lineage: Eukaryota; Vitrellaceae. The record is from the annotation of a GenBank genome assembly.
CUACGCCAGGUCGACGUGCACCAGACCACUAGGCGAUGAAUGGCGGAAUGCAUUGCCCAGGUAUGGACGAAUCUUCAUCUUAGCUUGGACACACACCUCGCACUUGUGCUGCUCUCCUUCAUCCUUCUUGCCUUUCUUGACAACAGGUGCGUUGCGGCAGACCUCAGGAAGUCGGUCGACGGCUGCGUCGUGGUAGUGGAGGAAGCGAUGAUGGGCAAGUUCCUCACUGGUGACGUCGGCCACCAUUGCUCCUGUUUGCUCGCCACCUUCAUCAGCAGGUAAACAGUGAAAUACGCCAUCACCACCACGCGGGUCGAUGAUGCUUGCUGUUGCUGUUGGUGUCUUGUGCUCUAUCGCCGGUAGGGCACGUGGCUGUGAGUAGAUGGGGCAGUCGUUGGCAUCCCUGUAGAUGUCCAGGUAUCAGAAACGACCACGUCUGACAAGCGGGUAGCGGUCUCCUCUCCUUGUUGCGGCCAUGUGAGCUGCACAGGGGCCAAUGACAAACUCGAUGCAAUAUUGAUCCACCAGGUGAGCGACGAGAAGAGGUCGAACUUCAGAUCAGGCACAUACAGCACACCAUCCACACACACGGUCUUCUUGCCGUUGUUGACCUCUUUGCAGGUGUACUUGAUGCGGCCGACUCCUCUGGCUGGUACAGAUGUGCCAUCGGCCAUGACGGUCUUGAUGUGUCGGUCGAGUGGCUUGAUUUCGUCGAAGAGAAACUGCUGGUGGCAGCAUGUCUUGCCGGCUCCUGAAUCGAUCAUCAUGGAGGUAGGUCUCACAGACACACCACUGACGUUGACCACCUCUUCCUCGCACUCAACGGCCGUAACGGUCCCACCAUUUCCAUGUCGGUUGCUCUCUGCUCGCAGGUGUCGUCGAUCUGAUCACACCCGUCGAGUUGAUUCGUGUGGACACGCCGAUUGCGGUUGUUCGUGCCGUUCGUGCGCGUCGUAUUCAUGAUGACAUCUCCGUCCUUGUCGUGACGGACGAUGGGCUGCUGCUGGCGUCCACCGUUGCCCCCUUGCUCCAUCGCCACUUGGGUAGGCGCGGAAAGGCGCCCCUGAUGAGUUCCACUGAUUGCCGUUCCUUCUGUUAUUGUUGUUGUGGUUGUUGCCGUAGGUCUGGCCGUUGCCGUUUGGUUGGCGUCGCCACUCGUAGCGGUUGUCACGGUUGUCUCGGUAAGGCCGUUCGUUGCUCUUGUUGCCUCCUUGAUACGUGUCAGGUCGAUUGCCGUUAUGUGGCUGAUCUUGUUGGCGUCCGUUUUGGUUGCCCUUCUGUCGAAUGCGGUCACGCUGCUGGCUCAUCCUUCUCGCAUGCCGCAUGCGGUCGUUGGCAUUGCGGAGGGCUUCCUCGAAUUGCUCCCAUGUGAGGUCGUUGAAGCGGUAGUCCAAGGAGCUCUUGAAGCGCUCGAAUCGAGGAGGUAGGGCAUUGACCAUGACGGCUAUCUUGGUGUUGUCAGUUGGUUUCUCUCCCAUGUCGCUCAAGUGUUUCGCCAGGAAGUUGAAGUCGGUGAGAGCAUCGUCGAUGUCGUCCUUCUCCAUCUGGUACUGGAAGUAGUUGCAGAGGAUCUCAUGCCGACAGACGACUCGCUCAGGUAUGCACCACUUGCGCAGCUCCCAAUAGGCUCGUGCACCAUUCUCGCCAUACUUGUCGAAUGACUCCUGGAUGAUCCGUUUCGCCUUGCCUUCUGUGUGCAGGACGAGGAAGCCGAAGAGCUGUCGCAGCACACUCCUCUCCUUCGUUCGCUGCUCGUCAAGGUCUCCAUCCUCAUUCGGGACAGGUAACCGAGGAAUGUCUUCUUCCUUCUCAGGCAU